UCAGAAAUUAAAAACUCUAUCUCAGGCUUCACCGACAUGCUCGAAAUACAAGAUUACAACCCUUCUUUAUUCGAUAUGUUCCAAACACCGCCGCCUCCACCCCACCACCGCCGCCACCGGAAAUGGCGCCAUCUACUUCAGGGCAGUCCACUUCCAUCUCUUCAUCCUCCACAGAGGUCACAAAUGAUACUAAGACCACAUGCGAAGAUCAACACGAACAAGAUGAUGAUGGUGAUCAAGAGAAGAAUAUGAAUAAACAUCAUGAGUUAAAACCCAAGAAGAAGAAUACAAAAAGGCCAAGGCAACCAAGAUUUGCUUUCAUGACUAAAAGCGACGUUGAUCACUUGGAUGAUGGAUAUCGAUGGAGAAAAUAUGGCCAAAAAGGCCGUCAAAAACAGCCCUUUUCCAAGACUGUAUUACCCUCCUUUUGUCUUCCUCGUCGUCACCAUCAUCAUCGACUUGCGGCUUCUAUGGCGGUUAGAGAUAGCGGGCUUCUUCAGGACAUGAUCAUGCCAUCUCUGCAGGUGACUCCAGGAGGAGCCCAAAGAUGA
This is a messenger RNA of Impatiens glandulifera, 551 nucleotides long. Its product is annotated as WRKY transcription factor 23-like. The record is from RefSeq and is a predicted model, not a curated record. Lineage: Eukaryota; Viridiplantae; Streptophyta; Magnoliopsida; Ericales; Balsaminaceae. The transcript is spliced from 3 exons. Bases 123 to 551 code for a protein of 142 amino acids. Gene Ontology annotation, molecular function: DNA-binding transcription factor activity; sequence-specific DNA binding. Gene Ontology annotation, biological process: regulation of DNA-templated transcription.